Messenger RNA from Suillus subaureus, 1812 nucleotides. RefSeq lists its product as uncharacterized. Gene Ontology annotation, biological process: GPI anchor biosynthetic process. Gene Ontology annotation, cellular component: endoplasmic reticulum. The record is from RefSeq and is a predicted model, not a curated record. Gene Ontology annotation, molecular function: hydrolase activity. The coding region runs from base 1 to 1812 and encodes 603 amino acids. The transcript is spliced from 6 exons. Lineage: Eukaryota; Fungi; Basidiomycota; Agaricomycetes; Boletales; Suillaceae.
AUGAGCUUUAUCCAUGAAAGGCGCACCAGGAAUUCACGUCUUCUUUCACGAAACACCAUCAUCAACCUCCUUCGCUUCUUCUGGGUCGUUCUCGUCAUUUGGUGCGAGUUCGGGGUCUUUUUUUACAGUUUAUCGGAUUGCAAGUGGCCAGACAAGGAGUUGAAGGAAGCUGGAUCAACCGAAAAGCCAACCCGAGUCCUCUUGAUCUCUGACCCCCAACUCUCGAACCCGAGGCGUUCAGGGAUUUCAUGGCUUGGCUAUGAUGCAUCCUCUACUAGAUACUUACGCAAAGGCUGGAGCGUCGUAACUCGUCUGCAUCCUCACGCAGUCGUAUGGCUAGGCGACGUGCUUGCCUCUGGACGCUACAUCACGAAUGAAGACGAAUACGAAAAUUACGUAGAUGAAUUUAAGAGGAUGUUCUCCACCGACGAAUCCGUGCCGAACUAUUUCGUUCCAGGGAAUAGAGAUGUUGGUCUCGGAGAAUCUUCUGCUUUCUCAAAGAAUGCGCGAAAGUACUUUACUGAGUACUUUGGACCUGUGAACCAGGAGAUCGAUCUGGCUGGCCAUAGGCUGAUUUUCAUCGACGCCCCUGGAUUAGUUGAUGAGGAUUACCGCCGCCAUGGGAUGGGGAAGCAGUACGAGACUUGGACACCUGCUGUGGGUGGUCCAAUCGAGUUCAUUGCCUCCGUUACCAUCAAGGUAUCAUCUAGCCCUAUCAUCUUAUUCAGCCAUAUCCCACUGUCUCGAUCAGCAAGUACAUUGUGCGGGCCACUUCGCGAAAAAGGCUCUAUACGAGCUAGCGCAGGCCAUGGGUAUCAGAACAUGCUUGGUAAAGAAACCACUAGAUUUGUUCUGCAUAUGCUUCGACCAGCAGUGGUCUUCAGCGGUGACAAUCGAGAUUACUGCGACAUGACCCACCGCCUCCCCGCGACAGAUGCUAAUGUACUGGCAAAGACCUCCGUCCGGGAAGUGACCGUAAAAUCAUUUUCUCCAUCCAGGCACAUCCGACGUCCGGGCUUCCAGCUCCUCUCCCUCAUCCCUCCAGACUCUGCGGUAUCACACCAUGGCUCUACGUUCGCAGAUGCUGCUUGCCUUCUGCCCGAUACCUUCCGCAUCUUCAAUUCGAUAUACCUUCCCGCUCUCGUACUCACCGCCAUCGUGCUCCUAUACCUCGAUAUCUCACCCGACCGACAUCGUCACCGUUUCUCCUCUCUCUCACCUAUCUCUGCAACCAGGAGCAGUUCCCCGCCGCCAGGCCCAGAAUCUGCAAUCUGGGCAAACUGGUCCCCGCGGAGGUCAAGCGGCCCAACGAGUCCGGCAGUAACACUCCCGCCCUCAGUUACAGCACGUGUCCCUAGCGCAAAGGAGAUUUUCACAUUUCGUGCCUUAUCAUCAGCCCCUGGAUCACCACAUGAUUCUCCGCUCCUGAGUCCUAUUCCACUUUUCCACGCCGGGCAUGACGACGAGAUGAACCCCGCACAUUAUCCUUCGCAGCAUCACAGCGACCAUGUCUGGCCUUCAGGAGAGGACGUUCACGAAGCGCCAUCGUUCCUCCCCUCACCGAGCGCACGUCGAUCAGAGAGGAAAUGGUCGUCAUGGAGCUGGAGCUUCGUGUUCAGAGGGAGGCGGCGGCGGAUAACGAUUGCGCCGCCGACAUGGGAGGAGAUGAAAAAGUUUUAUGCGUCUGACAACAGCGACAGUAUGAGCAGAGGCAAGCGGAGGGGGAUGUUGUGGAGGUUAGGGGGUGAUAGCGCGAGUGUUGCGCUACCCGCUUUUGUUACGUGGGCUUUGAUUGGCUGGCUGUUCUUUUGA